CCCAGCCCUGGAAAGACGAAACCGGCCAGCCACACAAAUUGCUCAAACUCAAAAGCCACCGCUUUCCCAACGCCAACUUCCACAAUCCAGAAUCAUGGCUAGCUGCAACAUGGCAUCAGCCGCUUCAGGGUUCGUCUUUACACCCAACGUCACAACAACCUCUGCUACCUCGAAGACAAGCGGCACCAACUUCUUGUUUUUCCAACACAAGAACAACAGCAGCGGCGGCGGUUCCAGGCUGCAGCUCGUCGUGAGGGCGGCCGCCGACGAGGGAGCGGCGCCACCUGCUGCUACUACUACAACCGCAGAUGGUGAAGCUCCUAAGGCUAAGGUCAAGCCGCCACCGAUUGGACCCAAGAGAGGAACCAAGGUGAAGAUUCUAAGGAGGGAAUCCUACUGGUUCAAUGGAAUUGGAUCCGUGGUAGCCGUUGAUCAGGACCCCAAGACUCGCUACCCAGUUGUGGUCCGAUUCGACAAAGUUAACUACGCAAAUGUAUCCACGAACAAUUAUGCUUUGGACGAAAUCGACGAAGUGAAAUGAAUGAUUGUAUUAUUGUUGUAUAUUUUUUUCUUCUAUUCUCUACUGUUGUAAUUUUGAACAGUUGGGUGGGUAUCUCAAGUCUCUCCUAUUUCUCCGUCUAAAGCUCAAAUGCAUGCUCAUCCCUUCCACAGCUUCUAUUGC
Linum tenue is the source of this 682-nucleotide messenger RNA. NCBI's taxonomy places the organism in Eukaryota, Viridiplantae, Streptophyta, Magnoliopsida, Malpighiales, Linaceae. The record is from the annotation of a GenBank genome assembly.